This is a messenger RNA of Anarrhichthys ocellatus (wolf-eel), 4389 nucleotides long. RefSeq names its product neuronal pentraxin-1-like. Bases 463 to 2706 code for a protein of 747 amino acids. The record is from RefSeq and is a predicted model, not a curated record. The transcript has 6 exons. Lineage: Eukaryota; Metazoa; Chordata; Actinopteri; Perciformes; Anarhichadidae.
GGACUAACCUGCUUGGGGACUUCACACUUGCAGGCAGGUAAGAGCACACUGGGAUCAGAUGGGUGGUUAGAAGCCAAAGUUAAAGGGAUUACUCUUGGCUGUCGAACACAGGAGGAUCAUUUGGCUGGCGGCAGUCCAACAACUCCUCCCGGAGACAGCAGGACCUAUCAAGCCCAGCUCUCACGGCUUGUUAAAUAGCCAUGGAGCCGAGAAAUCGUGGGUGAUACCGCCCGGUUGUCUCGAAGGCAAACAGCUGAGCAGCUGCCUUUGAGUUGGCGCCGUUAAAGGAAUUGAUGCUGUCUGGGAGGAGAUUUCAUCUGUGAUUUCACUGUUGACAUGUGUUGCACCACUACGUCUCAAUCCAACGCGUAUGACCUCCAUUCAUGGUGUUCGUCACAACAGAGCUAAGGCCCGGGAGGACGUUGGUCAUUUGUCGAGGAAUAACUUGGACUCAGGCCAAAUAUGGCCAGAGACGUCAGUCCUCUGUCUGCAAGACACCAGCAAUGGGAUGGAGCCUCUCUGGGGUUUGUCCUCUCCUUCUUCCCCCUACGUUCUCUGAUUCUCUACUACUUCCUGUCAUGUGCAGCAUCAGCAACAGGAAGUCUGCCGGGCAUUGAAUAUGACUAUGGCAGUAGCCCCAAAUUUGUCUGCACCCCAAUUCCCCCAGAAGCGGACCCCAGCUGCUACUCCCCGCCCAGUGUGCCCCAUGGGCCGAGCAGCACCGGCCACACAAAUGGUCCCAACGGCAGCAGCCGGCGAGGCGUGAUGUCCGACGAGGCCAAAGCCACCAUCUUGCACCUGCGCGAGAGCCUCGUGAGGCAAAAGGAGACCAUCCUGGACCAGCGGGAAACCAUCAGGGAGCUGACCGCCAAACUCACCUUGUGCGAGGGCUUCGGUGGUCACCAUGGCACCGAUCACCACAACAACCACCACGAAAACCAUCCCGAUACUCACCAUGACACCCAUCAUGAAAAUCAUCACGACGGGCACCCCGAUGACCACCGCGGGCAUCACGGUGGCCACCAUACGCCAUCGUCAUCGCACCACGGGCCUUCGUCGCAUCACGGCAGCGACCACCACUACUCCCAUGGCGGCCACAGGUCGGAGCCCCACCCAAGGAAGGGCUCGUCGUAUGGAAAACACAGCUCCUUCUCCCCCGAACAGACGGGGAAAACACUGCAGACACUGAAGGAAAGGCUGGAGAACUUGCAGGCCAGGAACUCGUCCAGCUCGUACUCCAGCUCCCUGAGAGAACUCCUCCAGCGGAAGAUCACCGCCCUGGAGGAGCAGCUGCACAGCUACUACCAAGAUCACCGUGACGAUCACCACGACGACCACCACGGCAGCAGCCGCCCCGACGAUCACCACGACGAUCACCACGAUGAUCACCACGACGAUCACCACGAUGAUCACCACGACGACCACCACGGCGGCAGCAGCCGCCCCGACGACCACCCCGACGACCACCCCGACGACCACGGUGGCACCAGCCACCACGUCGACCACCCAGACGGCCACCACGGCACCGGUCAUCGUGGCGGCCACUACAACGACCACCGUGGUUCUGGUCGCCGUGACGACCAUCACGACGACCACCGUGGCACCGGUCACCACGACGACCACCAUGACAGCUAUCACGGCAAUCACCACGGCAGCCACAGGAACAACCAUCGCAGCAGCGGUCACCACAGUCGCCAUCACUACGACUGGCACCACGGCCGUGAGCGCGGUCACCACGGCGACCAUCACAGCCCCCACCACGACGAUCUCCACGACAAUCGCCACGACGAUCGCCACGACGACCAUCACGACGACCAUCACGGACCUGGACACCACGAUGACCGCCACGACGAGCGCCGCGACGACCGCCACGACAACGGCCGCGACGACCGCCACGACGAUCGCCACGACGAUCGCCGCGCCAACGACCACCACGACAGCCGCCACGGUAACGAUCACAGCCCACCACGACGGUCGCCUAUCGGCGGCAAAGAGACGAGUCUGCGAGGUGCCGCUCACGGCAAGCUGGAAACGGUGCUCGGCCAACUGCACCUCUCCGUCUCACCAGGAAAGAAGCUAAAGACUCCCAGCGCUUUCCUGCUCGACUUCCCCAUGAAGACCAACUACAUGUACGCCAGGAUGAAGCGGUCGCCGCUCAACGAGAUCUUCGCCCUGACCAUCUGUCUGUGGCUGAAGGCUGGAGCAGGUCCCGGCCUCGGCACUCCCUUCUCCUACGCCGUACCUGGACAAGCCAAUGAGCUGGUGCUCAUCGAAUGGGGCAGCAACCCUAUGGAGCUGUUAAUCAGCGACAAGGCGGUUACAUUGCCGAUAACCAUGACCGAUGGGAAGUGGCAUCACGUGUGCAUGACGUGGACGACACGCGACGGCGUCUGGGAGGCCUACCAGGACGGGGUGAAGAAAGGCUCGGGACAAAACCUGUCAGCGUGGCGCCCCAUUGAACCAGGAGGGACCUUCAUCCUGGGCCAGGAGCAGGACACGAUGGGAGGCCGCUUCGACGUCACCCAGUCCUUCAUGGGAGAAUUGUCUGAUCUCCAGUUCUGGUCCAGGGUCCUGACGGCCAACGAGAUCUACAGCCAGGCGACCUGCGGCGGCCACCUCAUCGGCGAUGUCAUGUCCUGGUCCGAGGAGUCAGUGGAGCUCCACGGGGGGCUCACGGAUGUUCCCUUUGACCCCUGCCACCACUAAGGACUAAGGACACUGGACCCCGGCACCUAGAGCCGUAGCAUCAUCAUGCCCACAUUUCCAAUGCCCCUGUCAGAAAAUAGUUGGAGAGUGGGAUAUUGUGUCAAGGAUCAAAGAUGGGGGGAAUGAUUUAUUUCAUUGCUUGCUCUGGUUGCAAGCUCGGCCAUGGGCAACAGGCUGAGCAGGAGCAGUCAUUCUGCUUUUUGCUAUUAUUAUUUUUCUUUCUGCCUUCUCCACCUACACCCUCACUUUUUCGCUCCGCUGCUCUCAGCAGGACGACUCUGAAGGCUUCAACGAGCGCGCGGCUUUGGAUUUACCGGCCGUGCGGUCAUGGCUACAGCCUGCUUCUGAGGGAUCUAGCACACAUAAGAGGAUUUCAUUCCAUCAUAACAGCUCCAAAGGUUACUUGUUGCCAUCAGCUCGCCUGCACUCGCUUGCUUUUGUUUGGUACGUGAGCAGCAUUGACUUUACAGGAGGUGAAAGAGAAGCCACAGUGGGACCCAAACCGUGAUGUUCAUACAUGUUGGACUGAAAAUCUGCUCGUUGUUUAGUAGGAAUAAUGCUGUUUCAGGACCUUUUUUACAAUUUAGGUAAAAUGUGGUGCAAUCUACUGAUGUUAAUUUUGCACAUUGAGAUUUUGGCGGACUGUUUCCUACUAGUAUUUCAUAUUGAAAACUCCUCUUUUUUUGUAGAAAGAAAACAGAAUUUGAUUUUGUGGCACUCAGGAAAAAACAAUAAUCCGUGUGUUAUGUGUUCUUUAUAACCGAAAUGUUGCAUUUUUUUCAAUGCAGGACUGAGUAAGAAAAAAAAGUUAAAAAAUCAGUUUCUCAGCUCAGAAGUUGGCCGUUACACAAGCUCAAUGUCGGACCUGACACGUUACGCCUCCGGGUCACCUGACGGCAUGGAUACAGUGUCCAUCAUCAUCUUGUCACCGUGGUAAUGCUGACGUGUCCUUUGGCAACCUUUGGCUUACAGCAGGAUUUACCUGCGGACUGCUGAUCUGAUCCUGCCUAUUUCCAACCAGCUCAAACCACAUUACAGAGUCAAACACACACUCACAUACACACACACUCACACACACACUCACACUCACACACACACACAGACGCUCAGAGAAGAUGAAAAGGUGAACAGAGACAUUGUUGAUCUCUGCUUGUAGCUGCACCUUUACGUUUUUAUAAAGAUAAGAGGUUUUUGUACAUGUACAUUCUACCAGAUAGUGUGCUUUUUCAAAAUGAAAACGUGUAUUGUUACAUUUGUAAAUAAGUAAAUAAGUACAUAACCAUAGAGUUAACGUUGGGUUGAGAGAGUGCUGUUUGUAAAGCACAGUUUUGGGAGUAAACUGCUGAUUAGUAUUUGCUCAUUAUUACCCUCUCUGACUUAAACUCAGAGAGGAUGAGCUCUCUUUAUUGAUUGUAUAAAAAAUAAAAAUAAGGGGUAUCUGCUGUUGCCGUGGUAACAGGAUCUCUCAGCAUCAGGACCACGUCAUUGCACUACAGCUGUAAAUAUCUGCGAAAUGUUUCUUCGACUGCAAUGCCAAGACGAGCAGCACUUUAAGAACCACGCUGCUGCUUCUCCUCUCAUGAUAGUCGGCCAAAUGCACGUUUGUUUCUUUUUUGUUGCUUCUGUCUGUCGCUCCAUAGACGUCGUGUUUGUACACCUCCUCCUCCUCCUCCUCCUCCGACC